Messenger RNA from Raphanus sativus (radish), 784 nucleotides. Its product is annotated as membrane-anchored ubiquitin-fold protein 1-like. NCBI's taxonomy places the organism in Eukaryota, Viridiplantae, Streptophyta, Magnoliopsida, Brassicales, Brassicaceae. The transcript is spliced from 4 exons. Gene Ontology annotation, molecular function: protein binding. Bases 93 to 551 code for a protein of 152 amino acids. The record is from RefSeq and is a predicted model, not a curated record.
AUUUUAUUAAACAUACAACAUUACAAUCCUUGUGAAAGAGAGGACAUUAUGGAUUCUUAUUUUAGUUGAUAAUUGUUUUGAAGUCUGAAGUGAUGUAUAAUAUGUCAUUGAAGAAAGAUAGAAGAAUAAAGAAGGUCCUGCUGGGAUUUUCUUACAUUGACAAACUGCCAAGUCGACACUCAACUUUUUUUGCAACAGAGAUGGCAGAAGUUGAUAAUCAACUAGAGAUCAAGUUUAGGUUAACUGAUGGUUCUGAUAUCGGCCCUAAAGCAUUUCCUGAUGCUACAACUGUUGCUGCAUUGAAGGAAACUGUUAUUUCUCAAUGGCCUAGAGAAAAGGAAAAUGGGCCGAAGACAGUGAAAGAGGUGAAGUUGAUAAGCGCAGGGAAAGUUUUGGACAACAACAAGACUGUUAAAGACUACCGAAGCCCUGUUUCUAUUGGCGCUGUCACCACAAUGCACGUUAUCAUCCAACCUCUGAUUACUGAAAAAGAAAAGAAGCCUAAAGGUGAUGAUCCAAAGAUGAACAAAUGUGUCUGCUCAGUCAUGUAAGACAAACGCAAAAUCUCAACAGAGGCAGGUUACUGCUCUGUUCCCUCAUGUGGUUUGGUAUAGAUUGUUUAUUGAUGCAUAACCAUAAGUGUUGAACCGUUUUUUUUUAAAGUAUAAAUCAAAUCUCUAUUUACUAAACUUGUUGCAAAGAUCACAGAUAGAGUGAAUCAUAGAUGUACUAGUGAUUCAGAACUUGUUGAAACACACAAAGAGACUCUGCUUUUACCUCUGUU